This is a messenger RNA of Scylla paramamosain (green mud crab), 1677 nucleotides long. RefSeq lists its product as uncharacterized. The transcript is spliced from 2 exons. NCBI's taxonomy places the organism in Eukaryota, Metazoa, Arthropoda, Malacostraca, Decapoda, Portunidae. The record is from RefSeq and is a predicted model, not a curated record. Bases 159 to 1025 code for a protein of 288 amino acids.
CUAACACACUGACAACUCUGCCUGCGUGGCCAUGUCAGGAGCAGCAUCGUGGCUCAGAGGAUAUCCUGGCGUCACCGCGUCACCUUCACGCGCCUCCUCGCGGCGACACACUACAGUGACUACACACUACAUACCUGACACACUACAAGCCUCCAGCCAUGAAGAACACGCCCGCCUUCCUCCUCCUCCUCCUCCUCCCUCUGCUGCUGCUACUGACGCCUGGAGGAUACCAAACCCGUGCUCCGGCCCUGCAAUGUUUCCCCAGUUUCAAAACCGUGGACCAUGAAUACUCCUACAUUACCAAUGCAUCCACACCUAAAGGUGACCAAAUAAAGACAACCAUGUACGUGCGUCCACACCGAGACCUGAAAGUCGUGCUGAGAGUGUUUGAAAGCGCCAAUCACUACCACUACACCUGCGAGUUCUUCCUGGGAAAAGACUGUUUCAAGGGUAACCGGGUGUGGUGGGACGAACUGUGGGUGAGUGUGAAGUAUGAGGGCACAUACAGCUAUAGCAGACAAAUGCGGACAUACGAAUUCCAAGUGAGGACAAGCACGUGUAUCAAGCCGUGUAUCGGGGAAGCCGAGAAAAUGCGAGGUGUUGGCAGCCUCCACGUCUUGGCUUCCGGCGCCUCACAAUGGAGACUUGACCACCCGGGGACACACUGCGGCACCAUCUAUCAAAGGACGACAGACAGAUACUGGUGGCCCUUCCCCAGCUGCACAUAUGUAAACCUUUCACCGCUCUUAAUAACCUCUGUCAAGUACACAACCCCUACCAAGCCCACAACAACCCCUGCCAAGCCCACAACAACCCCUACCAAGCCCACAACAACCCCUGCCACGGCCACAUCGCAUGCAUGCACGCUCCCAUUCACUGUGACCCCCGGAGUCGUAGAAGGCGUACUUGCAGGAACAGUAGUUGUGGUGGUGAUAGUGGUGGUGGUGCUGGUGGUGGUGGUGGUGAAGCAGCGUGGUGAGGCAGCAGUGGAAGCUGUACCAGUGCGCCCACGGAACACACAGUAGAAUCACCACGUGAAUAAGAUGUCAGCAGCCUGCAUGAACCUGCUGCUGACAGACAAGACUCCCGAGUCUUUUCUUCCUUGCUUUUAUUUAUCGUUUUUUUUUUUUUUCAUUGUAUAAUCCCAUGAAGGCUCUUUUUGCUCUUUCCUAUUUCUAGCAUAAGACAUUUUUUUUAGCAAUUAAUUGUUGUUUCAAACACAUCACAGUGCUUUUAUGAUGGAAAACUGAUCAUAUAUCUUGUCUAAGCUCUACUGUUAAGUUCUCUGUGAAAAGAGCAAAAUAAAAAGUUAGUGUGUUUACAUUUUCGUUUCACUUUCCAACCAUUCUGCCUGUCUGCGUUGCAAGGAGAGGCGGCACACGUCUCCGUGAGGGCGAGGCACGCAGGCCGCCGCGCCACGCACACCAGCCCCUGGAAGUUGUGUCCCAUUGCCCAAAAUGUUUCGUAAAAAAGAAAAGAAAAAGGUAUUAUUUUAUUCCUUCAUCAUUAGGCUCUAGAGCAGGGCUUCCCAACCUGGGGCACAUGUACCCCCAGUGGUACACGUGCACGUUUGUGGGGUACAUUGGGUGUCAGACAAUAACCACUGCUGUGCAAUGCUUGGUCUUGUAACCUACAGUCACAUUGCACAUUGUCGUGUUUUUUUCUCAAUUUCCUCAU